Scomber scombrus (Atlantic mackerel) is the source of this 3752-nucleotide messenger RNA. RefSeq names its product Wilms tumor protein 1-interacting protein-like. Bases 350 to 2239 code for a protein of 629 amino acids. Gene Ontology annotation, molecular function: transcription corepressor activity. Gene Ontology annotation, cellular component: P-body; nucleus; adherens junction. The transcript has 8 exons. Gene Ontology annotation, biological process: negative regulation of hippo signaling; positive regulation of miRNA-mediated gene silencing; regulation of DNA-templated transcription. The record is from RefSeq and is a predicted model, not a curated record. NCBI's taxonomy places the organism in Eukaryota, Metazoa, Chordata, Actinopteri, Scombriformes, Scombridae.
GGAGGGGGCAGUUUGCGAGGGUCGUCCGGGCUAUCGGAUCUGAGAUCUGCUGCUCACAUUUAUAACUAGACAGACCUGGGUUUGUUCAGGGCAGAGCUGAGCUGGACGGACGGGGAAGAUAUCCACCGAGGAGCGGGAGCAGGAGGAAGCCGAGUUUCAAACUUUUAACCGGACGACUAAAAGGGAAGAGAGAGGAGAACAAAGUUUGAGUUGUCUCCUGCUUGGACCGUAAAGCUAAUAAUUCACCCUGGAGGAGGUAUCACUCUUUUAAUUUGACUGUUGUGAUUUUCUGUCAAGCUCAAGACUUGUAACUUUAGUUUAGUUGGAACGGACACACGCUUUCUUCAAAAUGGAUAAAUACGAGGAUUUAGGAUUAGAGGCAAGUAAGUUUAUCGAGGACUUAAACAUGUACGAAGCAUCCAGAGAUGGUUUAUUUCGUACGAGGAGGGACGCAGGAAAUAACCCCGAUUUUGAGGAGACGAGGAAGGUUUUUGCCUCUAAAAUGACUAAAAUACACAUGCAGAAACACCAAGAGGAGAUGGCAAAAAACAACCUGGCCAUGAAAAUGAAUGGGGGUCACAACAGCACAUAUUACACCAAAGACAGGCCGCCCAUCAACAGCUACAGGCAGCCGGGUGAAGCUGCCGCGAAGCCCCCGAUACUCUCUGGCCCCGUGCCGGGCACCACGGCUGGGAACCAGUACGCACAGUUUGACGGCCAGAAACACCACGCAGGCAUUCAGUCUGAGCCUCCAGCGGGCAGGGCGUAUGGCUACGGAAACAAUUACGAUAAUAAGGAGCGCUUAGAGCCACAUUCAUACCAGAACAACACCCCUACUCCCCCCAGCCCAGGAAACGUGUCUCACAGUUCGCCCACACAUGCUCGUCACCCGGCCAGCCAGUCUGCUGCCUGGGCCCCAUCCAGAGAGAGCCAGCCUUCCCCAUCUUUGUCUGGGUCAGGGAGCAACAGUGUAUCUCAUCAACAGCCUCAGCGCCAGGCUACACCUCCCUCCACCAACAGUCUUCCAUCUCAGCAGAGUCAGGCUGUCACCCCUUCUGUUAACCAGAGUCCACCCUCCUCUGCUGGGUCAGUCAGGGGAUGGGCCGAAGAGCCCUCCGGCUCAGCCAAACCAGACCUCAUCCCCGCCCUGCCAAUGACUGCCUUCACAGGAGGAGCAGACUUCCAUGUGCAGCAGCCCUCCACACAGUCUGCAGUUCAUUAUGCACCACCUUCUUCGACUUCGAGACCCUCUUCCAGUCAGAAUGGUCCUGUGGCAGCUUCCUCUCCCCUGCCUGCACCUUCUGAAACAUAUCCCAAAGUCCAGGUUGCAUCCACUGUCAUGAGCCUUGGCAAUAACUCCAAAAGCUUCAACCAGGGUCAAGGUCAGAGCCAAAUACCCACCUGUGGACAGGCUGCCUGUUUUGAAGCUGAAGUCCCAUCCUCCCCCAAGCUUGUCCAAAUACCCUGCCAGUCCCUCCUCACGCAGCCCCAUGAACAGGGGCCUUCAGCAGCUGAAAUAAAAUUAGAGGCCCUCACUAACCGGCUGGAAAAAGAGAUGGAUGCCCAACCAAAGGCUGACUACUUUGGUAAGACUUUAGACUACCAACACCAACAAGAUCCCCACAGAGUCUGCAUAAAAUGUAACAAGGCAGUGUACGGAGCCAAUCAGGCCUGCCAGGCUAUGGGCAGCCUUUACCAUGACAGCUGUUUCACCUGCAGCGCCUGUAGUCGAAGGCUGCGGGGGAAAGCUUUCUACUAUGUUGGAGGGAAGGUUUUCUGUGAAGAGGACUUUCUGUACUCUGGUUUCCAGCAGUCUGCGGACAAGUGCAACGCAUGUGGACAUCUGAUCAUGGACAUGAUCCUGCAGGCUCUCGGGAAAUCGUACCACCCUGGCUGUUUCCGCUGUGUCAUCUGUAAUGAGAGCCUUGAUGGAGUGCCCUUCACUGUGGACACUGAAAAUAAGAUCUACUGUGUCAAAGACUACCACAGGGUCCUCGCCCCUAAAUGUGCAGCCUGUAACCAGCCCAUCCUUCCCUCACAGGGGUCUGAUGAAACCAUUCGAGUUGUAUCCAUGGACAAAGACUAUCACGUGGAAUGCUAUCACUGUGAGGACUGUAAGAUGGAGCUGAAUGACGAGGAGGGUCACCGCUGCUACCCUCUGAACGGCCACCUUCUCUGCCACUCCUGCCACCUGAAGCACAUCGAGCCAGGCUCCUCCAUCACCGCCCCCUCCUACUAACACUAACAGCAGGUGGAGGGAGACCCCUGGUGGAUUGUUGGAGGAACUGCCAAAGAGUGAAUAAUGACAGCAGGAGAGGAUUUGAACAAUUCUUGUUGUAGAGGAUUGAUUGAUUUAAUGCAUCAAAUCAUACGAUGGUUUGACCAGAAUGUUAAUGACGUUUUCAUUAUGUGAGUGACUAUCGUAACGCCUACAGAGGUUAUGACCCAAUAAUUAAGUAUUGUAAUACACCAAAGCCCUCUUUGAAUGGAGUUAUACCCACUGCAAUACUGACUUUGCAGAAGUGUCGCCAUAUAAUUAUUUUGUGUAAAUAUUAGUGAUAUUGGCUGUGUAAAUAUCUUACUGUCAACUCCCAUUCAAUACUACGUGCCUUCACUUUCACACUUCUGCUGUGAAGUUAAAAUUCAAAAUCAAUCCAUAAAUCAUCUGUCCAGAUGUUCUCAUUAACAUGUUGUUCCUGAGAAGAUUUAUAAAGAAUAUGCAAAGUUCACUGUGGAAUGUGACACAAAUCACAGGUACCUAAUAUUUUCAUUUUCUGGUAUGAUAAUAUGGUUGAGUCAGGAUACUCUGAUUCAUGCAAUAUACAGUAUUGAGGCCUCUCACAGAUUCUUUCGGACGCAGGAAGGAGGACAGCAGUUUCUACAUGAUUGAAAUGUAUUUAUAUAUGCAUAACAUACAAACUAAAGUAACACAUUGAUAUGUCAUUAUUGAGUAAUAUUUUUUAAAGCACAAGGAAUAACUAAUUUCUUGAUUUUUCAUUUUCAAGCAGAGUUCGUGCUGUAGAGAAAGUGUUAAUUUUCCUGUCAGAGAGGUCACCAGUGGUCCUGUUGAGGGAUCAAGAACCACACAAAUAGUCUGUGAAAAGCCUCCAUUAGUCGACCUAUGAUGCAAAUAAUGUUGCAAUAAAUCAUAUUAAGUAAUAAUUUUCUCACACAACUAUCUCAUAGAAACAUUAAUAUCUUGCAUGUUAAUUUGUCUUUAUAUGCUUAUGGCAUAUCUUUUUACAGUCAUACAACACAUUGUAUGACUUUUGUUACAUGUGACCAAGAAUGCCGAGGACAGCCAGGUUAUAUUGUUCUGAAGUAAUAAACUGACAUCUUAUGUCACAUGCAAUCUGUUCGAAGCACUUAGAGAUAGAUGAGUGUUUUCUAUGCACCUAUGAAGAGGUUGGUAAUAGGCCUGUAUAUCUAAUGUAUUUUGUUGUAUUUGCAAAAAAAUAGUAUAUAUUUUAAAGAUAUAUAUUGUAGGCCUAUAUUCAUUAACUUGUCUUAUUUUGACUUCUGUGCAAACCCUUCAAAUACUAAUUUGAUUUGCAGUGGGGAUACAUUUUUGAUUGCCUGCUUUUGCUAUCCAACGUUACUCAUGUCUUGUCUCAAGUUUACUAACUUAAUACUAAAGUUGCUUGUUAUUUGAGGACCUAAUUUCAUAGCCAGCUGUAGAUUAAGAUGAAGAACAAGCAUUUAACUAUGUUCUGUAUGAUUGUUGUAAAGAAAAUAUUUAAUAAAUGCAUUGC